This is a messenger RNA of Acanthopagrus latus (yellowfin seabream), 1655 nucleotides long. RefSeq names its product claudin-9-like. Gene Ontology annotation, biological process: cell adhesion; bicellular tight junction assembly. The transcript has a single exon. NCBI's taxonomy places the organism in Eukaryota, Metazoa, Chordata, Actinopteri, Spariformes, Sparidae. Gene Ontology annotation, molecular function: structural molecule activity. The record is from RefSeq and is a predicted model, not a curated record. Gene Ontology annotation, cellular component: bicellular tight junction; plasma membrane. The coding region runs from base 390 to 1073 and encodes 227 amino acids.
CCCUCGGAAACAUGACACAGAGGCCGAGGAAUCAGACAACAGUGGAUCCUUUGUUGUCCGCUCGCUGCAGAAACAGGGAGAAAGGGAUUGUUUUGAAACCAUGGCAGAGCAAACAGAGGGAUUUCCCUCCUCCACCCAGGGCCUUCUUCUUCUUCUUCUUCUUCCUCCCAUGAAUACCAGCAAACUGGUUUCCCCUUUCUGAGCAGACAUGCAAAACAUACACACACACACACCUAUUCACACACAUACACACACACACACACACGCGUUAUUAUCUCUCCCUCACUCGUGCACACACUAGUUAAAAAAACACCCCACCCCGCUCUGCUGCCAGCUGUUUCUGGUUAGGCCUGCAGCGAAGAGGAGGAGCAGGCAGGCCGGCCGGAGUCAUGGAACGGCAGCUGGAGCUCGCUGCCCUCGGUCUGGCCCUCACUGGGUGGCUUUGUGCCAUUCUGACACGCUGCCUGGCUCUGUGGAAGGUGAGCGGCACCCUGGACAACACCACGGCUACUCUGCCUGCCUACUGGGACGGGGUGUGGCUGGAGUGGGAUCACUGGGACUUGAACCACGAUGGCAGCCUGCACUGUUCCUUCUACCAGUCUCUCAUGUCUCUUUCUGGAAGUUUUCGGACGUGGAGGGCGCUCAUCAUGGCGGCCGUGGGUGCUGGGGCUUUCGCUUCGGUGAUCGGAGCGGCGGGAGCAGUGUGGUUCCCUCAGCGGGGUCAGAUCAAAGUGUUUUCUGGUUCUCUCUUUGUUUUGUCUGGGAUCCUGCUGCUGAUCCCCACAGCCUGGACGUGUCAUCACACCAGUCAGCCACUGGAGGGGGCUGAACUGCUGAGGAGAGACUGGGGACCUGCACUGUACCUUGGAUGGAUCUCCUUUGCUUUGAUGCUGGCUGGCGGGGCGUACCUCACCACCAGGUGCCCCACAAGGGAGACCCAGGUGGCUCAGCCUGAAGGCAGCAGAGGGAGCGGGUACCCGAAUCUCCAGGAUGAAUCUAAUCACCCGCUGAGCAGGAUCAGCAGGACUGCGUUCACCAACAGCCAGUACGAGCGCAGAUCAGAGCCGAUCUGAGGGGACUGUGGUGUAAUAUUUAACAGGGUGUGAGAGUUUAAACUGGAUAAUCAUUAAUGUGUGAAAUGACUGUGGAGAGAUUGGACAGCUGAGGGAAACGUGUGGCUGCACAUGUUGAGCUGUGAUGCACUGGCUUCAAUUAGCAUGAACAUUAGAGAGUUUCAGCACAGGGAAGUGUCAUGUAGGUUUGUUGAUAGAGGUGUGAGUGAAUAGCACUUUGAAUUUUCUUCCAUUACUACUCAAUUUAACAAACUGAAUGUACUGUGUAGUAUAGUUUUCCAUUCAAUCACCAUUUCCCCCCCGGAUUCCAUAUUACUGUAGAAUACUACUUGUGUGCUUUACUUGAUGCAGUAACUGAUAUUACAACAUUAAAGCCCUCUGAUUCUUUUAAUACAGUUAUAUAUUAGAUGUGACAGAACUGAUAUUGAUCUUCAGACUAAAUGCUGUACUGCACAAACACAUUGCCCUACAUUAGAGUGAUGCAGUUUCAUGUUUGUUUUGCUUUUGUUUAAGAGUGUUUUCUCCUGAGAUGAAUUCUUCUGCACCAAAGGACACUGUGGAAUAAUAAAGCAUUGGAAAACA